GUGGUCACUAGCUGCCAAGAAAAAAUCCAGCACUGGAAGAAGGUGGAGAGCGAUUAUGAUGCUCUUCAGGAACGACUCCGUACGUUGCCCGACAAACUGUCCUACGAUAUCAUGGUACCUUUUGGUCCUCUUGCCUUCAUGCCAGGAAAACUUGUCCACACCAAUGAGGUUACUGUUCUGCUUGGGGACAACUGGUUCUCAAAAUGCUCAGCAAAGCAGGCUGUUGAGCUGGUUGAGCACAGAAAAAAACAUGUAAGGAAAGCACUGGAUGAUUUGCAAAAAGUCAUGAAGAAUUUUGAAUCACGAGUUGAAUUCACAGAAGAUUUGCAGAAAAUGAGUGAUGCUGCAGGUGAUUUUGUUGACAUAAGAGAAGAAAUUGAAGAUGACAGCACUGAAACAAAAGGAAAAUACCGAACUGCUCACAAACCUCAUUCCAAGCCAAAAGUAUCAAAUGUUUUUGAGGUAGAUUUUGCAGCAAACGGAAAUGAUACAAAAUCAAUGGGCCGUUUUCAGUCAGAGGAUGAACUGUGGGCCCGCUUAGAAGAGCUGGAGAGACAAGAAGAGAUACUUGGUGAACUUGACAGGACGCCUGAUACAGUUGAGGCAAAUGGAGAAGAUACAGCCUCCUCUGAAGAGGAGAAAGAAGACAAGAGGACAGAUCUGAAUGGGACAUACAGAGCAGAAGACUGUAUUACUCAGGGCAGCUUCCAUAAAGAAGUAACACAUUCAGACUUGUUUGGUGGCCAAGUUAAUGGCUCUACUUAUUAUCACAGUGAUGAUGAAGAUGACACAGAUGUUGGAGAUAGCUCUGUUCCAACUAUUUUUUUCUCUCACACUGUUGAACCUAAAAGGGUAAGAAUAAACACAGGAAAAAAUACUACUUUGAAAUUCAGUGAAAAGAAAGAAGAGGCCAAGCGUAAAAGGAAGAACAGCAAUGGCAAUGGCCAUGCAACUCCAGAACUGCCUAACAUCAAAACCCCAGCAGACAUUUACCGAGUCUUUGUUGAUGUUGUGAAUGGAGAAUAUGUCCCUCGUAAAUCAAUUUUGAAGUCUCGAAGCAGAGAGAACAGUGUUUGUAGCGAUACCAGUGAGAACAGUGCUGCUGAGUUUGAUGACAGACGAGGAGUUCAGAGGAGUAUUAGCUGUGAUGAAGCUACUCAGAGUGACAACAGCGAAGGCAUACUGGAGGAAGAGGAGGAGGAGGGGCAGCAGCAGCUACCGAAAAAGCUUCCUCCCUCUUCAGGGACAACCGAG
This is a messenger RNA of Mesitornis unicolor (brown roatelo), 1254 nucleotides long. RefSeq names its product URI1, prefoldin-like chaperone (gene URI1). Gene Ontology annotation, biological process: negative regulation of phosphatase activity; negative regulation of transcription by RNA polymerase II. The transcript has 9 exons. The record is from RefSeq and is a predicted model, not a curated record. The annotation marks the transcript as partial. Gene Ontology annotation, molecular function: phosphatase inhibitor activity; transcription corepressor activity; chromatin binding. Lineage: Eukaryota; Metazoa; Chordata; Aves; Mesitornithiformes; Mesitornithidae.